Molecule: messenger RNA, 897 nt
Organism: Diabrotica balteata
Lineage: Eukaryota; Metazoa; Arthropoda; Insecta; Coleoptera; Chrysomelidae
Source: the annotation of a GenBank genome assembly
AUGGAAACUAAUAUUGAAUAGAGCAUUCUCACAAACCCGGUCUAAUGUGGAGCCGAAGGCGGCUAAAAUAUAAUGGGUUACUAUACAUUAAAUAUAACAAUUCAACAAAAAGUAAACAAUGCUUUCACAUAAGACAGAAAUUAUAUUAUACGCAGUAGCACAAUCAACAUUAGAAAUUAAGGAUAUUUUCUCGAGCUUUGAAGAAGCUGCAUUAAACAUCGGUCUAAAAAUAAAUGAAGACAAAACAAAAUACAUGGCCGUCUCAAAACAAGAACGACGGCGAAUAAGGCAAAACAUUACUAUAAAUGAUCACAACUUCGAAGUGGUUAAAGAGUUCAAAUAUCUAGGACCAACAAUCACAAAUGACAACAAAUUAGAGCGAGAAGUUGAAAUGAGAAUAAUGGCAGGAAACAGAUCUUUCUUUGCAAUGCAACAUCUAAUGAAGUCAAAACUUCUUUCACGAGGUACACAAAUCCGGAUAUAUAAGACCAUAAUACGACCAGCAGUCGCGUAUGGAAGCGAAACAUGGACGCUAACAAAAAGAAAAGUAAAUAAAUUGCUGGUGUGGGAACGCAAAAUUCUUCGAAUGAUAUAUGGCCCUUACAGAGACAGCGUGACAAACGAAUGGAGAGGCAGAUACAAUAACGAGCUAGAGUCUCUAUUCGAACUAGAGAAUCUAGACAGAUAUAUAAAGGCCAAUAGAUUUAGAUGGACAGGGCACGUGAUACGCAGUAAUGACUAUCGCCUUAUAAACAAUGUGUUCUGUGAAAGGCCAGAUGAAAGAAGGUCUGUAGGGUGACCUAGAAAAAGGUGGAAAGUCCUAUUGGCACAGGACCGACAAACAUGGAAGGCAAUAGUAAACGUGGCAAAGACUCACAAAGAGUUGCAGCGCGAUUG